Molecule: messenger RNA, 1378 nt
Organism: Candidula unifasciata
Lineage: Eukaryota; Metazoa; Mollusca; Gastropoda; Stylommatophora; Geomitridae
Source: the annotation of a GenBank genome assembly
AUGAAACCCCAGGCUACAGAAUCGUCGCCGCUGCUGGCCUCCCGGUCAGCCACUGACCACAGUGUCGAUGAUAGCCAGCUACUGACCACAACCAGGUGUCGGGCCUCUGUGGUGAUGCCCUUGGUUGUUUUUACCUACUUUCUGGGUUACUACACGCUGGUCUGUGUACUCAACCCCUACCUGUAUGACGUGGUGGCGGAGGAGAUGGAUUAUAAACAUAAUUCUAGCAGUCAGAAACCUUGUGCAGAGAGAGACAGAAACCACACAAACACAACAGGCAAUAAGGUAGUAAUCCAGGAAAUGAUCCAGAAAAAGGUGGCCACCACAGAACUAUACCUGUCACUUCCCUGUUACGUCUGCGCAGCAAUUUCAAUUCUUACUGUUGGUCCUCUCACGGACAAAUAUGGCCGAAAAGUUGGAUUUUUGUUCCCGAUAGUCGGAACAUUUAUCAAGCAGAUCGUUUAUGCAGCAGUAGUUGGUUUGCACCUGCCACCUCUGAUCUUGAUUGUGGGUCACAUGUUUGAGUCGUUUGGUGGUAGUUUUGCUGCGAUGCUGACAUCGAUGUUCACCGUGGUGUCUGACAUCACAAACCCAGGUCGGCAGCGUUCUUUCCGCAUCACCGUCAUGGAAGCUAUGCAGACUCUUACAGGUGCUGCAGGUGGAUAUGUUAUCGGUCAAUGGAUCAAAGUCAGCUAUUUUCAACCAGUCAUAUUUAGUGCUGCCUGUGGUGUGGUCUCACUGUUGAUAGCAAUAUUUCUGCUGCCGGAGACCAUCCAGAAACGGCGGCUUGUUGCACCAGUAACUGUUACAUAUCCAAGAUUGUGGCUAAGGAUUCGAGCUUGUACUUAUAAAGUGCUGCCAUCUUGCUGGCAAAAGUUCAAGAGAACCUUCUCUCUGUUUGUGAGUGACCACUGUCAGCGACACAAUCUGGACAAACGUCGACUGUGCCUGGCUGUUUUCAUUUUGACUGUUGCUGUUAACUUCUCUACACCUGGAGUUCAGACGCUGUACUUGAUGAAGUGGCCCAGAUGUUGGCCAGCUACCAGAAUUCUCACUUUUGGAAGUAUCCAGAUUUUGUGUAACUGGGUUGCCAUUUUACUUCUAAUGGCACUAAUGCAGAAAGUGUUCAAGUUGGCCGACAGGCAAAUUGCCAUGUUUGGUGUUAUUUCCAGUAUAACUCACGCUGUCUUCAUGUCUCUGGCAAGCAAUGAUGUGAUGAUAUAUGAAGUUGCUGUGGUUGGUGUAAUGAUCAGAGCUAUCAUACCCAUGCUACGCUCAGUGAUGUCCUUGUUUGUUUUGUACAAACACACACAUACUCUCAUUUCAAUCAUGCUUAAUACACAUAGAAAGUUAUCAUUGAGGUAUGUCAGAUUUUUUA